Dendrobium catenatum is the source of this 1210-nucleotide messenger RNA. RefSeq names its product PHD finger protein ALFIN-LIKE 3. The record is from RefSeq and is a predicted model, not a curated record. Gene Ontology annotation, cellular component: nucleus. The transcript is spliced from 5 exons. Gene Ontology annotation, biological process: regulation of DNA-templated transcription. Gene Ontology annotation, molecular function: histone binding; transcription cis-regulatory region binding; transcription coregulator activity. The coding region runs from base 239 to 991 and encodes 250 amino acids. NCBI's taxonomy places the organism in Eukaryota, Viridiplantae, Streptophyta, Magnoliopsida, Asparagales, Orchidaceae.
GCGGAUUCCUCCCAAUUCUCUCCAAUGCAGUUAAACUGUCGUAUUUUCGACUUUUUCAUGUCCAACCUCACCUUCCUUUUGUCUGCUUUGGACUCGCUCGCUCGCUCGCUCGGUGGUCAAAUUUAUUCUUCCCUCCUUUUCUAAGUAAUUUUCCUGCCUCCCAUCUUCCACUCUCCUUCGCGCUCGUCUUUUUGGCUUCAGUAGAAGUUAGCUCUUGAUCUCUAGCCUCGCUGACAAAAUGGACGGAGGAGCGGGACAAUACACCCAGCGGACGGUGGAGGAAGUCUUCCGAGAUUAUAAGGCUCGGCGGGCCGCGGUUAUCAAGGCUCUAACUACUGAUGUGGAUGAAUUCUUUCAGCUGUGCGACCCUGAGAAGGAAAACUUGUGCCUUUAUGGGCAUCCAAAUGAGCAAUGGGAAGUUAGUUUGCCUUCAGAGGAGGUUCCACCUGAGAUUCCUGAUCCUGCUCUUGGCAUUAACUUUGCUAGAGAUGGUAUGCAAGAAAAAGAUUGGUUGGCAUUAGUGGCUGUGCAUAGUGAUGCAUGGUUACUUUCCGUGGCAUUUUAUUUUGGUGCUAGAUUUGGAUUUGAUAAAACUUGCAGGAAGCGCUUGUUUAGCAUGAUUAACGAACUGCCUACAGUUUAUGAAGUUUUGAAUGGCAAGAACAAAAUCAGGACUGCAGUCAACAACAACAGCAACAAUAAAUCAAAGUCAAAUUUAAAAGUGAAGUCAUCAGAGACUCUGCCCAAGAACCCGAAAGUGGGGCAACCUCAGGAAGAAGACGAAGGCUUAGAUGAGGAGAAUGAGCAUGGCGAGACAUUAUGCGGUUCAUGUGGAGAGAACUAUGCAGCUGAUGAAUUUUGGAUCUGCUGUGAUAUCUGUGAGAAGUGGUUUCAUGGCAAGUGUGUCAAGAUCACACCAGCAAGGGCUGAGCACAUCAAACAGUACAAGUGCCCCACUUGCAGCAGCAACAAAAGAGUAAGGCCCUCAUGAGUCCAGUUUGAUCAAUCAAAAACUUUUCUUUUUCUUGUACUGUGAUAGCCUGUGGUUACCUUUGUUCAAAAACUUUAGGAAGAUUUGGUGGUUUAUUUAAUCUGUAUGGCCUCUUGCAUACCUUGGAAGGCAGUGUUUGGGCUUUUUUUUUUAAAGAUUGGUUCAGUUUGUUGGAUUAGUUGUCUAUAGUUUUAUGAUUAAAUUUUCUUUCUCGAGUAA